This is a messenger RNA of Lodderomyces theae, 1017 nucleotides long. RefSeq names its product cell proliferation protein. The coding region runs from base 1 to 1017 and encodes 338 amino acids. The record is from RefSeq and is a predicted model, not a curated record. Gene Ontology annotation, cellular component: cytoplasm. NCBI's taxonomy places the organism in Eukaryota, Fungi, Ascomycota, Pichiomycetes, Serinales, Debaryomycetaceae. The transcript has a single exon.
AUGGGUGAAGACUACACAACAUUUGAAAAGUCGGGGGUUACCCAAGAAGAAAUUCUUAAAUGCUCAUUCUCCAAUUGGUGUGAUUUGUUUAAGGACCAUUUGUUUCCGUAUAGAGUGAUCAACCCACUUCCACCUACUUUUAUCGACUAUUUACUCAGCGAUGGAAUAAAGCUAGCAACGAAGCAAACGAGACUAGAACAAACUAGUGAUAACGAAUAUAGUGAUUGGGACGAAGAUGAGACAGACAAUUCUGACCCUCCUCAUUUGAAGUUUAUCCACUUGCAUGAUCAAAUUAGCAAGUAUGUGGAGAAAUUGGGAGGUAAGGUGAUCCCCAAAUUGAAUUGGUCAAGUCCAAAAGAUGCCAGCUGGUUGUUACCAGGAAACACGAUCAAAAGCAUUGAAGCCAAUGAUAUAUACCUACUUUUGAAAUCAUCAGACCACAUAGUUGAUGAUUUGUUGUAUCCCUUCCUGGAAGUUGAGGAUCCAAAGGAUGUCAAAGUUGCGUAUGAAUUGGUUUUAAAAAAGUGGGAAGAUAUCAACCCUGCAUUAGAGUUUAGGGUGUUUGUAAAGGAUGGAAAUAUCCUAGGUAUAUCUCAGCGUGACUUAAAUUACUAUGACUUUUUGAAAGACCUAGAGCCAGAGUUGAAUGCGAGGAUCAGCAAAUUUGUUUACAAUGAGGUGAUUCCAAAUUUGAAAGUGGAAAAAUUCAUUCUUGACGUGUAUAUACCAAGACCAUUCGAUAAGGUUUACAUUAUCGAUAUAAAUCCAUUUCUGCGUAAAUCAGAGUCGCUACUAUUUACUUGGAAUGAAUUGUUGACACGAAAUCCUAAGGAUGACAAUGAAUACGAAUUCAGGCUAAUCAACGAGACUAACCUUGCGGCAUUUGCAAAGAAGCAAUACAGUGAAAGCCAAGUGCCGAUAGACGUUGUUGGUGCGGCCAACGACACAGAAGCUUUGAUCAACUUGGCUAGAGAAUGGGAGAAGUUGCAGACAAAAGAUGGGAGCAUAUCACCAUAA